AUGACAAUACUGCGACGUACCUGGGCCGCAUUCACGCCACGAUGUGCCGUAGAUAUUAGUCGGACGGAAAUUGCCCAGUCCGCACGCGCUCACAACAGUGCUCCUUUUGGUACCUUAGCAUCGCCAGAGGUUCGUGUGGCCAGAGACUAUUGUGCUGACCUGUUACGCAAAUAUGAUGUCCCAGCUCAUACACUGCUUGCUUUCGUACCACCACCUUCUCAGUCGGCCUACCUUGCCAUCCGUGCGUUCAACGUCGAAUUGGCUCGUAUCCCAGACACUGUCUCGACUCCAACCGUUGGCGCUAUGCGCUAUCAAUUCUGGCGUGACAACGUAAACAAAGCCUUUGCUGGAACACCACCAAAGCAGCCAGUCUCAAUACUCCUCGCAUAUGUGCUUGACGAUCUCCAAGCUCGAACUGACGGUACCGCCAAAAUGAGCAAAAAUUGGUUCCUGCGCGUCAUUUCAACGCGCGAGCAGUACAGCGAUGGAAGGCCAUAUCCCUCGAUGGAGGCGUUAGAAAAGUAUGCCGAAAAUACCUACUCGACGCUCCUGUAUUUGACAUUGCAGUCGUUCCCAAUGGCAAGUGUGACUGCUGAUCACGUGGCUUCGCAUAUUGGUAAAGCAAGUGGCAUUGUCGCUAUCUUGCGGGGGUUACCUCUCCUGGCAUUUCCAUUACCUCCUAAUCAUCAUAAUGCCUCAAGUCCGUUGGGUGGUAGUCUUGAGAGAGGAAAGCAGGGUGCGGUUGUGCUGCCCCUCGACGUGAUGGCCCGUACGGGAGUAAGAGAGGAAGAUGUUCUCAGGCAAGGUGCUCAAGCCCACGGAUUGAAAGACGCAAUUUUCGAGGUCGCCACAAGAGCGAGCGAUCAUCUCAUAACAGCAAGAGAAAUGAUCAAAGAGAUUCGCAAAGGCCAGGAUAUCAGUCAUGCUUUUGAACACGAGGACGACGCAGACCACCACUAUGCUAGUCCGAACGAAAGCAGCAGCAAGGGAAGCAGGCAGCAAGAAGAGUUAGGGCGAGCCUUUGGCGUUUUCAUGCCUGCUAUAUCGAAUCAGAUGUGGCUAAAUAAGCUUCAAAAGCUGGACUUCGAUGUCUUUGCCCCCGCGCUGAGAAUACGAUCUUGGGCACUCCCAUUUAAAGCAUACCUUGCCAACCGAAGGAAAAGUUUUUAA
Messenger RNA from Bacidia gigantensis, 1170 nucleotides. RefSeq lists its product as uncharacterized. The record is from RefSeq and is a predicted model, not a curated record. NCBI's taxonomy places the organism in Eukaryota, Fungi, Ascomycota, Lecanoromycetes, Lecanorales, Ramalinaceae. The transcript has 2 exons. The coding region runs from base 1 to 1170 and encodes 389 amino acids. Gene Ontology annotation, cellular component: mitochondrion. Gene Ontology annotation, biological process: mitochondrial respiratory chain complex I assembly; biosynthetic process.